UGAGAGGGAAAUGUUUCUCCGAUAUUUCGCAAAGAAAGAUGAGUUUACUUUUUAAUUUAGACAAGUGGCGCGUUUUCUACGAAAGAUGUUCUAAUAUAGUCGGUGGAAUUUCAGUUCGAAUUAAUAUCACAUAUUGCUUCGCAUUCCUCCAUAUACAGUACUUUUCACGUGAAAAAGACAAGUGGCAAUUCAAUUCUGCAUAAAGCACUUUUCGGUAUUCCAAUUUAUGUUUAUUGCGACAAGACGUAAGUCGCUUUCUUUUUUUUUUUUCAACAUCCAACGAAGUACAACCGAGGAUUUACGCGUUUUUGCGAAACGAAAUUGAUUCGAAUUGAGCCGUGAGAUAGAUAUUCGUUAGUCGGCCGAGAUUUCGUUAUUAUGCUUCACCGCUUAAGACAGAUAACCGAACUCGACUGAUCCUCGAUUUCCCACGAUUUCCCAGUCAUUAAUCCCAAAUUAUCGACACCCUCGAUACCUUUGGGACACCCCGUAUCCAAGGGCGGAAAGGAAGAGAGAGAGAGAGAGAGAGAGAAAGAGAGAGAACUGAAUCGAAUCUACCCUUACGAACUACGAGCUUCAUUCAGAGCCGCCCCCGCAUUCCAAGUGACGUCACGGAGCACUCAGUACCCCCGCGCGCGCGCACGAGAUAGAUAAAGCUUAAAAGAGUGAGAAAGACGGAGACGAAGCGAUUGAGGAUGCGCGCACACGAUCUACGUCUAAGGUCCAGAAUUACGUCUGCUAAUGGUAGCAGGUAAUGGUGGUGGUAAGAGGGCUUCGUACUGCCUUGCUCUCCUACAGCCCUCGCAAGUAGUAUUGCUUCUGCUGCUACGGCCGCGCUGUUGUACCGCUGCUGCCACCACCAGUCCUUAGUCGUUCCUCCGCCUUUCACUCGUGCGGGUCUCAGUUCGCUGGUGUCCCUCAUCAGCUGCGGGUCUCUUCGAACAACGCAAUCAGCCCGACGUUGCAGUACCUGUUCAGUUUGACGUGUAUAUUUUUUUUUGUUCCUUUUAGACACACAUACCCCGCAUCUUUCGUGAUUCUCUCGUGAUUCUCGGCGCGCCGAUUCACGUUUACGCGGUACCCGUUUGUUUUCCGUGCACCUGUGCAGCCAUGAGUGCAACCAGUUACUUCGUUGCUAUUGCGUCUUACGGAGCCCAGUGAGGAGCGUCGAUCUAAACGGAACGCGCAUCGCUCGAACUCGCUUCGAGUACGUUUCUCGAAGUUAAAGUACUGGAUUUCAAGUGAUUUAUCACAAUUCUCUGAUUUACGAAAGAGAUUUCUUUUACGAAGUUAUCUCCUUUUUACGUUAUCGCGCGUCAACGUUAGGAGUCAACGAUACUGUUGAGCUACUGGUGACAGCGUGUCUAAAUGGUGUGCGUUCCAAAUCGCUACGAUUUGUGCUUUUUCUUUGUUAUCGUUUUAAUAUUUUAAAAGAAGGUGCUGGGAUUGAAGAUUCGCUCGUCUCUUCUUUUUUUUUCACUUGUGUGGACUAAUCCUGCUGUUUAUGAUGCACGUCUGACGAGCGUGCGAAGUCGUCUCGUUGAAAUUAUCUAACAGUGUGGCUCCUUGGAGAUUGGCGAGGAACGCCAGCGUCGGGUCGCUAUGAUGGAGUCGCUCUGCCAGGUGAAUGGCAGUAAAACCAACGGCGACAAUGAAGACAGCAAGAAUGAGACCAACAAUAAUAACACAAACAAUAAUAACAAUACUCACAACAACAACAACAACAAUAACAACAACAACAGCAGCAGCAAUACCACCGAUUGUUCGGAUUCUCAACAGAGAUUGGCGGUGCUGAGUUUUGAGCAAGUACGUCGAUUGAACGAUGUGAUGAAUGAAGUCGUUAGCAUUCACGGCCGAGGGAACUUCCCCACCUUGGAGGUCCGACUGAGGGAUCUCGUGACGGUAGUGCGCAGCAAGUUAGAGACCGAUCCGAGCAACGGGGGCGCCGGCAUGAGGGUACGCGACAUCCGGUUGAAUGGCGGUGCCGCCUCCCACGUGUUGGCCACCGAGUCCCAGCCCUAUAACGACCUGGACCUUAUCUUCGCGGUUGAACUGUCCAGCGGCCGUAACUACGACAAGGUCAAGGCCGCGGUGCUCGGUUCUCUAUUUGAUUUGCUGCCGGAGGGCGUGAGUCGCAAGCGUAUCACCACCUGCAGUCUGAAAGAGGCCUACGUAAGCAAAAUGGUGAAGGUGAACAACGACGGUGACCGAUGGUCUCUGAUCUCUCUCGGCAAUUCUCGAGGUCAUCGAAACGUCGAGUUGAAGUUUGUCGAUUCGAUGAGACGACAAUUCGAGUUUUCCGUUGACUCUUUCCAAAUCGUUCUUGAUUCCCUGUUACUGUUCUACGAGUGCAGCAAGCUGCCGAUCGCUGAGAAUUUCUACCCGACCGUGGUGGGCGAGUCCGUCUACGGUGAUUUCCAAGAAGCGCUUUAUCAUCUGCAUAAAAAACUCAUCUCGACGAGGCAUCCCGAAGAAAUACGCGGCGGCGGCCUGCUCAAAUAUUGCAACUUGUUAGUGAAGAUGUACAAACCGUCUCAACCGGAUUACAUCAAGACCCUUGAGCGAUAUAUGUGUUCGAGAUUCUUCAUCGAUUUCCCGGACAUAGGCCAACAGCGCUCCAAACUUGAGAACUAUCUUUGGAAUCACUUUGUCGGGCCCGAGGAAGAGGCCCUCAAAUAUCAGUACCUGAUGCUGCUGCAUAGCGUCGUUGAAGAGUCUACCGUGUGUCUGAUGGGUCACGAGCGACGGCAGACUCUCGCGCUGAUUCAAAGCCUUGCCUACCAGGUGCUCUGCCAGGAGCAGCAACAGCGACUGACGAGCCAUCAGCAGGCGCCGCAAGGUCCGCCUACCACCUACGUCUACGCCAAUGGCUAUUACUAUGCGCCCGUGAUACCCACGGCGGCAUGCUACACGUGCACUUGCAACUGGAUGGCGUGCUCCUCGUGAUGUGACGAUAUCGGCGAUAACGUCGUGUUUGUAGACGUCGCCACCCCCACCACCAACGAUACCACCACGGCCACUGAUUGUUGCUGCUUUAACCGACUCGAUUACAUCGAUUCUUGCAGCCAUUGGUGUCAGAAAUACGAGUGCGAAUACUUCUGUUACCUUUGUUCUUGCGGCCUUUACUGUCCACUCGAAGAUCACGGAGACUUUUGUUGUGCUGUUUGUGGUCCUUGCGAAAUAUCCAAAAAUGUGGAGGCAAACAUCAAUAACUCCGUGUCCAACGUCAAAAAGUCCAAGUUCCUUAAUUGACAUUUAUCGGGGUGAUGCGAGUUUGGGUGCAGGAGUGGUAUACGAAAGAAAUAAUUUUUUUCGGCGUAUUCUUCGAAGACAAUCAUCGGCAAACGCGGUAACAAAAUAGAAUCGUGAAGGCAGCGUACACGGACGGCAAAUGUAUGAUAUCGUUGAUAAUGUGAGAAGCGAUAGGAAAGUAUAGGGCGUAGAGCACUUUUUAUCGCGAGUUUCCGGCGUUCUGGUUUCUCUGGCGAAGACGAUCGCGUGCCGAACAGGGAGAGGGAGACAUAGAGACGGAAGAAAUGGAAAGGGGUAUUUUCGGUGAGGGCUACGGAAAGAUAUAUUUCUAUAUAUCUCUUUUCGUGUUACAUAUUUCGAUAUAAUAAUAAUAUAAAAAAAAAAAAUAUAUAUAUAUAUAAAUUUACACACAUUUAUCUGACAUAUUUAAAUAUAUGUUAUUCAGAUAUGUAAAUUUAUUCAGAUAUAUGUAUAAAUAAUUAAUGUGUGGCUGUGAACACAUUUCAUUUAGAUUGUGUAGUUAGACUGUGUAUAACGUGAUAAAAUUUAAUUCGAUAAGAUGAUGUUGGCGGGGCGACACGGCCGGCGCGCGAAUCGAAAGGGAAACAUUUCCGAGCCGCAUUUCUUUCUUUCAUUUCUACGAGAACGUAGCGAGCAUAAACAUGAUAUACAAAUAUACAUACACAUACAUACACACUAAAAAAAAAAAAAAAAACACGCACGCACGUAUACACAUAAAUGUGGUGCAUUCAUAUAUCCAUAUACACCGGAUGUAUCUGACAGAUCAUAUUUUUCUUGGAUAAUAAAUGCUAUAUGAGUGUCGAAGCUGUACACGGCGCUAAAAAAGAAAUUGUAGCUGCAUUCGCUUUUUAAUAGGAGAUGAUUACAUCUCUUUCUUCGAGAUAUGAACUCUGUGAAAAAAAAAAAAACUUUAUAGGGAUUCAAGUCACGACAGGAGGAUAUGUCGAUGAUGAACGAGGAAUAUUUAAAAGUUGUUUUUUGAAAACGUUGCAGAAGUAAUUCGAGAAAAAAAAAACAA
Molecule: messenger RNA, 4291 nt
Organism: Monomorium pharaonis (pharaoh ant)
Lineage: Eukaryota; Metazoa; Arthropoda; Insecta; Hymenoptera; Formicidae
Product: terminal nucleotidyltransferase 5C
Exons: 2
Coding region: 1603-2946 (447 amino acids)
Biological process (GO): mRNA stabilization
Molecular function (GO): RNA binding; poly(A) RNA polymerase activity
Source: RefSeq, a predicted model, not a curated record